Cyclopterus lumpus (lumpfish) is the source of this 3257-nucleotide messenger RNA. It is a transcript of the gene lrrc6, whose product is annotated as leucine rich repeat containing 6. Gene Ontology annotation, cellular component: cytoplasm. The transcript is spliced from 12 exons. Gene Ontology annotation, biological process: outer dynein arm assembly. Gene Ontology annotation, molecular function: protein binding. The coding region runs from base 157 to 1719 and encodes 520 amino acids. NCBI's taxonomy places the organism in Eukaryota, Metazoa, Chordata, Actinopteri, Perciformes, Cyclopteridae. The record is from RefSeq and is a predicted model, not a curated record.
AAAUCCUUAUUUCGGUUUGCCUAAAUGUAGUCGAACUCAAAUAUAUAUAUUUGUAAUAAAAGGUGAACUGAUUUGUAGUAGUUGUGGGAUUUACCACGGUACUCGAACGCAGCACCAGAUCGUCUCCCAGGGCAACGCUCGACAACAGAGAGGAAGAUGGUCUACAUCACGGAGGACAUGGUCCGCCGGCGGGCCGAGCACAACGAGUGUGAGAUCUUCUCCCUGGAGGAAGUCUCUCUGCACCAGCAGGACAUCGAGAGGAUCGAGCACGUGGACCGGUGGUGCCGCGAGCUGAGGAUCCUCUACCUGCAGAGCAACCUCAUCCCCAGGAUCGAGAACGUCGGCCGCCUGAAGAAGCUUCAGUAUUUGAAUCUGGCCUUGAACAACAUUGAAGUCAUUGAAAACCUUGAAGGCUGUGAGAGCCUCCAGAAACUGGACCUCACGGUGAACUUCGUGGGCCUGCUGAGCAGCGUGACGUCUCUGCAGCAGAACCUCCGGCUCAGCGAGCUGUUCCUGGUGGGGAACCCGUGCUCCCAGUUCCAGGGCUACCGGCAGUACGUGGUGGCCGCUCUGCCUCAGCUGCAGUGGCUGGACGGGACGGAGAUCAGCCGGUCGGAGAGGCUGCGGGCCUCCCAGGGACUGGAGGAGGUGAGGAGGCGAGUGAGGGAGCAGGAGGAGGAGCACCUGGAGAGGAGAGCCGCGGAGAAGGAGGAGCACCUGGAGAAGGAGAAGGAGCACCUGGAGAAGGAGGAGGAGCACCUGGAGAGGAGAGCUGCGGAGAAGGAGGAGCAGCAGGAGGAGCACCUGGAGAAGGAGAAGGAGCACAUGGAGAAGGAGGAGGAGCAGGAGGAGGAGCACCUGGAGAAGGAGGAGAAGCACCUGGAGAGGAGAGCCGCGGAGAAGGACAAAGGAGACGAGGAGAGGAAACCAGGCCGCGACGGAGGCCCUGUGUCGGUGGAGAAAAAGGAGAACCAGGAGAACCAGGAGAACCAGGAGAACCAGGAGAACGCGGCGAGCCCCGACCCGGACGAGGAGCGGCGGGAGGAGGAGUUCUGGCACACGCCGUGCGCGUUCACCCCCGAGUCUCGUCUGGAGGCCCACCGCCACCUGAAGGAGAAGAAGAAGGGGAAGGAGAAGGAGAAAGAGAAGAAGCCGAAGGCCCCGAGGACACUGAUCACUGCUGAUGGACGAGUGAUGAACGUCAACGAGCCCAAACUGGACUUCUCUCUCGAUGAAGAUGAAGAAAACAACACGAUUGUGUUAAAUCUGGAAGUGUACAGACACAUGGACUCCUCCUUGGUGGACGUGGAUGUCCAGCCAACGUACGCCAGAGUCAAGGUCAAAGGAAAGAUAUUUCAGAUGGUCCUGCCGGCUGAAGUGAAGCCCGACAGCUCGACGGCCCGGAGGUCCCAAACCACGGGACACCUGGUCCUCACCAUGCCCCGGGCUGAAGGUGAAAUCAAGGCGACGAAGGCCGCCCCGUGUCCGGCGUGUCGAACCAGCAGCUCGGCAGACAAAGAAAGAAGACGCAGCGGCGUUCCCGAGAGGCUGGAGGUUGACCCCAGCAAGAGCACAGCCGUCGACCUCGCCAACAUCGUGCGGCGCCAGAGCACCAAACAGGGUCCGCUGGGUACGACCAGGACGGCUCCGCCCACCGCCACGGUUCACAGGUUCUCUGACGGGUUCGUGGACGACCCUGAUGUCCCCCCACUGCUAUGAGACUCUAAGACUCUGACGCGUCUGUUCCCGAAACCUUUCAGGUUAAACUGUGCAUAGGCGGCCUUUAUUCUGACCUUUAAUUGGGCCUCUUUUUGGGGUUUAUUGGGGCUUUAUUUGGGCCUUUAUUGGGGCCUUUAUUUGAGCCUUUAUUGGGCGUUAUUUGGGGCUUUAUUUGAGCCUUUAUUUGAGCCUUUAUUGGGGCUUUAUUUAAGCCUUUAUUGGGGCCUUUAUUUGGGGCUUUAUUUGAGCCUUUAUUUGAGCCUUUAUUUGAGCCUUUAUUGGGGCCUUUAUUGGAGCUUUAUUUUGGCCUUUAUUGGGGCUUUAUUUGGGGCUUUAUUUGAGCCUUUAUUUGGGCCUUUAUUUGAGCCUUUAUUGGGGCCUUUAUUUGAGCCUUUAUUGGGCGUUAUUUGGGGCUUUAUUUGAGCCUUUAUUUGAGCCUUUAUUGGGGCUUUAUUUAAGCCUUUAUUUGGGCCUUUAUUUGGGGCUUUAUUUGAGCCUUUAUUGGGGCUUUAUUUAAGCCUUUAUUUGGGCCUUUAUUUGGGGCUUUAUUUGAGCCUUUAUUGGGGCCUUUAUUUGAGCCUUUAUUUGGGGCUUUAUUUGGGGCUUUAUUUGGGCCUUUAUUUGGGGCUUUAUUUGAGGCUUUAUUUGGGCCUUUAUUUGAGCCUUUAUUGGGGCCUUUAUUUGAGCCUUUAUUUGAGUCUUUAUUGGGGCCUUUAUUUGAGCCUUUAUUUGAGGCUUUAUUUGAGCCUUUAUUUGGGCCUUUAUUUGGGGCUUUAUUUGGGCCUUUAUUUGGGGCUUUAUUUGAGCCUUUAUUGGGGCCUUUAUUUGAGCCUUUAUUUGGGCCUUUAUUUGGGGCUUUAUUUGGGCCUUUAUUUGGGCCUUUAUUUGGGCCUUUAUUUGGGGCUUUAUUUGGGCCUUUAUUUGGGCCUUUAUUUGGGCCUUUAUUUGGGGCUUUAUUUGAGGCUUUAUUUGGGCCUUUAUUUGAGCCUUUAUUGGGGCCUUUAUUUGAGCCUUUAUUUGAGUCUUUAUUGGGGCCUUUAUUUGAGCCUUUAUUUGAGGCUUUAUUUGGGCCUUUAUUUGAGCCUUUAUUGGGGCCUUUAUUUGAGCCUUUAUUGGGGCCACCAUCACAUCAACCGAGUUCAAUACGGUUAAAACUACUGAGGGUAAAAUUAGAGUUCUCGAGAGGCAGCCAGCAGUUUAUUGACCCUUGAGAUAACGUUCUGUUUAAACCUCACCAGCUCCAUUCAAAGGAACUGUGUAAGCAUCAAUGUUCUGGCAUCUUGUUUAUUUGUAAUCAUUCCACAUGUAUAGUGAGUUAUUGUUGUGUAACAAUAUCCUUAAUAGUAAACAAACGUUUUGAAUUCCAGACAAUACAUUUAUUUAAUUUAUUUAGUGUUAAAUUCAAAAUGGACCGGAGACCAUCUUCAGCGCCUUGCUGGAGGAGGGGUUUAACUUCCGAGCCCCUUAAAAGUUAUUGUGGUGACAAAAGAAUACCAGCUUCUGCAUCUUUGAUAGAAAACAAUAAAAACAUUGGAGAA